CAAGCAGCUUUGCAGGCUGCCUGGGGGUCAUCUGUGUUAGGCCAAGGUUAUUCCCUGGCUGCAGGUCCACCUGAGUCUCCUGCCCACCUCCCCCAAGUUCUCAGUGGUUGUAUGGGUAGCUGGCCUGGCCUGUGGUUUGAGCUGCAGUCUUAGCCUCCCUGGGAGGUUGCAGAGACAGAGGGGGGCUUCUGGAUGGAGGGUGAUCCAGGGUAGAGUGCAACUUGGGAUGGAACAGUGGCCUUGAGCAGCCACAGGAGACACACUGCUGCUAGAUUUCCAUUGGCCAAUGAACUUCCUGGCUACAGCAAUCUCACUUUCUCAGAAAACGAAACUGAAAUGGGACUGUGGUCACAUGACAGGAGGCACAGUUGUAGCUGCUGCCUUGGGAACUCUUGCUUCUCCUUUCAGACCUGCAGGGGAAGGGACACUGGGCUGGAGGAUCCCCCAGCCAGAGACACGUCUCCUGCAAGGCGGCACCCAAGUUCUGCAGCCAGUGUGGAAAGAGGCUGCCUCCUGCAGCCCAAGGACCAGAUUCUGAGAACAAUAACUCCUAGGUGGCUCCAUCCCUGGAGGAAGAGAUGGAGUUGAGGGAAGCGCUGCAGGAAGACAGGGGACUGUGCUUGUCCCUUGGCUCCAGGGAUCUGCAGGAAAAUGCAGCUGAGCCCAGUUCUGAAGAUGGGUCCUGGACCAUCCAAAGAGGAGUGGCCUCGGGACCUUCUAUAGAUGCCAUAGAGGACAUACCUGUUGAGCAAGCAGCUUCCCAGUGCCUUCCCAGCAAGAGGAGAACGGAGGAGGCUGCUCUGUGCCAGGUCUUGGACACCUUCACGGCAGACAAUGAGCAGAGCAAAAGGAAGAAAAGGAGGAAGAAUCGGGACACUACUGCUUCCUCAGAACAGGGUUCCUUGGCCCCAUCGCCUUCCAUUCCCCAGCGUCCAAAUUCACCUUCACACCCCUGGUCCCAGGACGCAGCCCUGGCCCAAAGCCAAGCCCCGCACGCUGGUCCAGCUGGCCAGUGCAGGGGUGUAGCCACAGGAGAUGUGUCUCAGAGCAGGCCAGCACCCCAGGACCACACGGAAGAAAUGGAUCUCCACACCUCCACGCCCUCUGGGGACAGGGGCCUCUCCCAGAACGUGUCUGGGCUGCCCACCUCUACCUGCGAAGCCCACUGUAAGGCUGAAGAUGCUGCCCAGGGGCUCCCACUGCCUGAGUCCAAAGGGGACUCUGAGUCUCAGAAAGAAGCACAGAGGGCCAGGCAGCACGUGGAGGUCCCAGCUUCUGGGGGAGUUGAUGCUAUAGCUGAGCCAGAUAAUCCAGUUAACAGGGCUGGGAAAGAAAUGAAAGAUAAGGUUCAGUCAACAAAUGAGCUGCCGGCAAGUCCCCCUUCUUCCAAGGAACACUGCCAGGAGGGUGAGACCAAGGACGGGUUGGCUGCUCCUGGAGGAAAACCAGGUGAAAACAACUCAGAGCCCAAAGACCCCAGGAAGCCAGAAGGGAGUGACAAAAAUUACACAGCUGCUGUGACCAAGGAGAAGGAGCAGAAGAAUCAGAAAGCCAGUGCGAAGGCCGUCCCCGUGAGCUGGCUGAAGCCCGAGGAGGGGAUCACUGUGCACUUCCACGCCAUCAUCCCCAAGCAUGUCACCUUCGACCCCGAGCUCCACACGGUGUUCAUCAGGGGAGGAGAAGAGCUCGGACAGCCCAAGUGGAGUGACGCUUGCAAGAUGUACUACAUUGCGGACUUACAUGAGUACGGAUCCCUCAUCGAGGGCAGCGUUGUCAUUCCCAGGCAGAGCCUGGAUAGAGCCAUUCCUUACAAGUACGUCCUUCACCGUGGCCGCAGUCGCAGCUCUGUGGAGUACGAGUACAUCUACAAGCAGCCGCAGAAGGCAGGCGAGCACGUGAACCGCUGCCUGUGUGUCAAGUCCUCCCUCCUGUGCUCCAGAGACUGGCAUCAAUAUGAUGACAUAAUUUGCAUGAAGCCUCCUGGGACCUUCCAGAAAUUUCAGAACCUCUUCACUAAUAAGAUGAAGAAGGAGCUGGUGAAGGGGAAGAUGAUAGCAGCCGAGAUCAUGCUGGGCCGCAUCUUCAGCAACCUCCAGACCUGGAACCUCGUCAACCUGCAGAACUUCUUCACCCAGUUCCGGCAGUUUUACUCUGUUGUCCGAAUGCCUAUGAUUUAUGAAGGGAAAGCACAGCCCUGGCACAGCCUGGGCCUCGAAGAGGAGGAGGUGAAGGAACAUCUGUGGGAGUGUUUGAAAAAGCAGAUUGAACUGUUUCUGGAAGGAAAGAGUGGGGACACCCUGCCUGAAGGCUGGCCUGUGAGGAGCAGACUGAGGAUGGGCCUGGUCCUCCUUUUCCUGGUGGAAAAUGCCAGACUCUGCUUGUCCGAAGGUGACUUGACCUCACUGUGCUCCAUCCUCUGCCCCAGCACCUGCUCUCCAGAUGUCCUACACCGUGAACUCCACCACAUCCUGGGCACAUCUGAGAGAUGGCAAGAGUACUUGGUCAACCUGUGCCAAACAUGCAUAGAUGCAAGAGUCGUCGACUGGCUGGGCAUCCUCCCUGUCCUGCACUACUGUAUGCAGCUGGCCCCUCCAAGAAAGGACUUUGUGAGCCAGCCUGAGGACAUCUGGGCUGGCCUCAACGGAAUCUCCUUGUUUCAGUUUGAGGAAAAUUGGCUAAAUGAGAACCAGUUUCUUGACUUCAUGGAGAGCAGGAAGCAGUUGCUGUGUGUGGAUGAGUAUCUCUUUCCAUCCUGGUUCAGUUUGCUGCCUCUGGGAAGCCUGGUUCCCUAUAUGGAAAUCUCCAAUGAAUACUUGAGUCUCAUGCCCGCUCGGGUCCUGGACUGUUUCCUAGGGACUUACUACAGGCUGCAGUGGCUUCAGGAGAUCUCAGAGAUCUCAGAAGAUCUCUUGGAGCAUGUCGGGAAUGUUUUCAAAAUGCUGAUGCACCUUGUGGACACCCUUCAGGAUGUGAUUCUUGAGAAGACCUCGUUAGAGUCCUACUUGACUGUGUGCCUGAAGCUCCAUCAAGCUGCCUGCAGGAUCACCAAAUGCCUGAGGUUUUAUGAGAUCCCCGCCUUGUCUGCUGAGGUCAUUUGCAGAGUCAUCAGACUUAGACCUCCAGUGGACGUGGCAGAGGACCCGGGAGCCACAGCCCAGAAGGGCUUCCUGACAGUUUUCCUCCAGGGUGUCCUGGCCACCACAAGAUCCUGGCUGUGCACAGUGUUAGCAAAGAGAAUGUUCCGGAAGGGUUCGACUCUCCUUUUCACCUACCCGGAGGAGAUCCAGGUCUGGCGGCGGCUGGUGGAAAUAAACUUUCCUGCAGAGUAUGACUGGAAGGAGUCGCUGCUGGGGGACAUGGAAGGGAGGCUCAAGAAGGAGAGGCCUCUUUCCCAGAUCUCUGCCUUCUGCAGCCCUCACUGGGAUGCCGCUGGCCUCAAGGACAGUGUGGCCAGGAGCUUUGAGAAGUGUGUCAUCGAAGCUGUGAGCUCUGCUUGCCAGUCUCAGAUCAGUGUCCUGGAGGGAGUCUCUUGUCAUGAUUUGCAGAAAUCUGGCAGCCUUGUGUCUGCUGUGAUCACCAAGUCCUGGCCCAGGAACAACAGAGAGGCUGUGGAAGGCCUGGAUGAGAUUCUUGAACACCUGCUCACAGGGCCAGAUGUGAAGCAGCUCUUCAAGUUGUACGGGACAGAUGAGAAGCUCUUCGCCAACAUCACAGAGGACGCCAAGAGGUUGAUGGCUGCCGCCAGCUCUGUCUUCGCAGAGGUUGCUGGUGAUGUCCUGGAUGGGUCCAUAUUGGUCAGACGGUUGGAGCUGAUCCUGAAGCACAAAAGUCAGUUUCUGGACCUGUGGCAGCUAGAGACAGAAAGUUCUUCAUUCCAACAGAAAAAUUGUGACAUGGAGAAGACACUGGACUGGAGGAUGGGCGAAGUCCUGUUUCUGAAGAGAGAGAAGAGACAGGUGGACAGCCUCCUGAGGCUGUGUGGGAAGGUGAAGCACCUCGUCCAAGUGGAUUUUGGAGAGAUUGAAGCAAGACACUCAGAAGACUUGAACUGCAAAAGACUGAAUGAAGCCAUGAGGGUGAGACAGCCGCUGUCCUCAGCCUGCAAGCUGAUGACGCACUACAACCUGGACCGUGAGGUCCAAAGAAUGGCUGCAAGGGUAGACUCGCUGAUGGACAGCCAUAUCUUCCAGAUCUUCUGGGAAGAAGCUGCAGAGUCAUUAAGCCAUCCCCAAGGAGAAUCUGAAAGACAAACCCUUGCGCUUUUAGAGGCUUAUGAGUACUUGUACUCGCCUUGUUACCAGAGGUUCAUGAAACUCUAUCAGGAUCUGAAGUCAGGAGAGGUCACCUUUGGAGAAAUCAAUGUCAUCUUCAAGGACUUUGUGGAUAAAUACAAUGACCUGACUUUAGACCUCCAGAUCAUGUGUGAAGUAGACCCCCAGGCCCAGAGGGACUGGAUCUCAGAGCGUGUUGAACAGAUCAAGGAGUACCAUAGCCUGCACCAGGCCAUCAGCUCGGCCAAGGUCAUCUUGCAGUUCAAAAAGGAUUUUGGAUUGACCGGUGACUUCAGUGUUCUUUACACUUUAAUAAACUUUAUUGAUGAUUUCAAGACCACCCGUCACGAGAGACUGAACCAGAUCAGCCCACAGCUCAUCCAGGCCAAGAAGCUGUUGCAGGACAUCAGCGAGCCCCGCCGCCAGUGUCUGGAGGAGCUGGCCCUGCAGAAGGAGCUGGUCAGCUGGCUGCACGACGAGCUGAGAGGCUUCACCGAGCUCCAGGUGUUUGUGGACCUGGCCUCCAUCUCAUCUGGAGAGAGCGACAUUGACGUGGACCGCGUGGCCUGCUUCCACGAUGCUGUGCAGGGCUAUGCGUCCCUGCUGUAUAAGCUGGACAAGAAGGCAGGCUUCAGCAAGUUCAUGGAAAUUUUAAGAGAACUCUGGAAGGCUCUGCAAAAUGACCCCCAUCUGCCCAGCAAGCUGCGAGAUUCUGCCAGGAACUUGGAGUGGCUGAAGACAGUGAAGAAAAGCCAUGGGUCCAUUGAGCUCUCGUCCCUGUCCCUGGCCACAGCCAUCAACAGCAGAGGCAUCUAUGAGGUCAGGGCACCCACAGGUGACCAGAAGAUCUCCCCAGAUGCCAUCCUGCGCCUGAUCCUCCCUGGGGGUCACAGUGGCCUGGAGCCAGAGCGCGCCUACACUUUGGAAGAGCUGAAGGAUCUUUUAAACAAGCUGAUGCUGAUGUCUGGCAAGAAAGACCACAGGAGUAUGGAAGUGGAGAGGUUUUCUGAGUUAUUCUGCCACGUGCAGCGGCUCAUGCAAGCCUUCCUGAACCUGUACUCUGCGGGAAACAUGCUGUUCCGGACCUGGACUGCCGAGGUCUCCUGCUGCCCCAGGAAUGGCGUCUCCAUCCGCAUGGACUUCCACUUGGAGUUGGUGAGGCAGCUGACAGAGAGUGGGGACGUCCCCCGGCUCCUGGAAGCCCUCUGCAGGCAGAUGGAGCGCUUCCUGGAUGACUGGAAGGAGCUGGUGAGCAGGAAGCGUAGAGAACACUUCUACCUCAACUUCUACACGGCCGAGCAGCUGGUCCUCCUGAGCACCGAGCUCAGGAAGCAGAGUCCCAGCGAAGCUGCCCUCAUGAUGCUGUCGUUCAUCAAAGACAACUGCACCCCAGCCGACGUCUUAAGGGCCACCAAGGGGUUCAGUGAGGCCCCCAGACACCAUGUGAGGACAGUGAUGGAAAAGUUACCUCCGUUGCAGUCCUCUGAGAUCAGCCUGGUGACCAAGCUGGGGGCCAUCAUGGAACAGUCCCUGGAGAGCAUGAGUGUCUUUCUGCCUGGCUGCCUGGACCUGGAGGCCCUGGGCCAUUGUCUGGUUCGCCUGGCCAGGAUGGGCAGGCCUCCUGUGGAGCGGUCUCUCCCCGUGGGUCUGCAGGCUGGCCAGCCCAACCUGGUCUUGUGUGGCCACUCUGAGGUGCUGUUGGCUGCCCUGGCCAUCUACAUGCAGGCCCCAGGCCAGGCCCUGCCCACUUUCGAUGAGGUGCUACUCUGUACCCCGGGGACCACAUUUGAGGAGGUGGCCCUGUUCAUGCACCGCUGCCUGGCCCCGGUUUCCCAGGGGCACAAGGUCUACAGCCUGCUGUUUGCGGACCAGCUGAGCUACGAGGUGGCCUGCCAGGCAGAGGCCCUCUUCCGCAGCCUGUCCACACAGUGUCCCCGGGAGGACUACCAGCUGGUGCUGGUCUGCGACGCGGCACGGGAAUGCUGCUACCUGCCCUCAGCCUUCAGCCAGUACAAAGUCCACCUCAUCCCCCAGGCACCCCUCCAUGCCAUCCAGGCCUACCUGGCACAUCACUACCAGGUCCCAGCACAGACCCUGUCGGCGGCAGCUGUGUUCAGAGACCGGAUGUGUGUGGGGAUCGUGGCCUCAGAGAGAGCCGGAGUUGGGAAGUCUCUCUAUGUGAAGAGAUUGCAUGAAAAACUGAAAAAGAAGUUAAAUAGUGAAAAGGUGCCUUUAAAGAUUGUUCGGUUGACUGACACUCAGGUGGAUGAGGGCCGCAUCCUGGGCUCCCUCCUGUCUUUCUGGGAUGCUCAGUUUUGGAAAACGCCUAUGAUAUUCCACUUUGAUGUGACUGCUUCGGUACAGACUGGAACUUGGGUUUUUCUUUUCAAACUCCUCAUUUUACAAUACCUAAUGGAUAUAAGUGGGAAAAUGUGGCUUCGGAACCCAUGCCAUUUAUAUAUCAUUGAAAUCCCCGUAGGAAAUUCAGUACUGCCAAAGAGGUCUUCAAAGCUGAAUCCACAUGCCCCCCAGUUCAGUUUUCUUGACAUCUUCCCCAAAGUCACCUGUAGACCUCCCAAAGAAGCGAUAGACAUGGAGCUGAGCCCCGAGAGAAGCUUCCUGGAGCCUGGAAUGGACGAGCGAGAAUUCCGCAGUGCCACUUUCCAAAGACCUUACCAAUAUUUAAAAAGAUUCCAUCAAAAACAAAACCUGGACACAUUUCAAUACCAAGCAGGCUCUGUUGAAGGUACCCCAGGGGAGUGCAUCCAGCACCUCCUCAUAUAUUGUGGGGUCAUCAACCCCUCCUGGUCAGAGCUCCAGAACUUUGCUCGGUUCCUCAACUGUCAGCUCAAAGACUGUGAGGCCUGUAUGUUCUGUAAUCCAGGCUUUACUGGAUUUACACUUCCAGGCUUCAAGAAUUUUGUGGUCACCUUCAUGAUCUUCAUGGCAAGAGACUUUGCCACACCAACACUUCAUAUCUCUGACCAGAGCCCAGGGAAGCACAUGGUCACCAUGGAUGGGGUUGAUGAGGAAGAGCUCGCCCCCUUCACUCUCCGGAGGAGGUGGGAGUCAGAGCCUCACCCAUAUGUGUUCUUCAAUGGUGACCGCGAGACCAUGACAUUCAUAGGCUUCCAUCUUCGGCUCAAUGAGAAUGGCAGCGUUGACGCCAUCAACCAUCUCAAUGGGAAGAUAAUCAAGAAAGAUGUCAUGACAGAAGAACUGUACAAGGGGCUGUUGCUUCAGAGGGUGCCCUUCAAUGUUGACUUUGAUAACCUGCCCAGACAUGAGAAACUUUUGAGACUCUGCCGACCACUAGGAAUUCCUCAGGCCCUUGAUCCCGAUGAAACAUAUGAGCUUACCACAGACAACAUGCUCAAGAUUCUGGCCAUUGAGAUGCGAUUCCGCUGUGGGAUCCCAGUUAUCAUCAUGGGAGAAACAGGCUGUGGGAAAACCAGGCUCAUUAAAUUCCUUAGUGAUCUGCGGCGUUGUGGUGCCCAGGCUGAGACCAUGAAGUUGGUCAAGGUUCAUGGAGGAACAACCACAGCCAUGAUCCACUCCAAAGUCUUGGAGGCUGAGAAAACUGCCUUCUUCAAUAAGGACCAACACCAGUUGGACACCAUCUUGUUCUUUGAUGAAGCCAACACAACUGAGGCCAUAAGCUGUAUUAAGGAAGUCUUGUGUGACCGGACCGUGGAUGGCCAGCCCCUGGAGGAGGACUCAGGCUUGCACAUCAUAGCUGCCUGCAACCCUUACAGGAAGCACUCCCGGGAGACCAUCUGCCGUUUGGAGUCGGCUGGUUUGGGGUACAGGGUCAGUGCCAAGGAGACGGCAGACAGGCUGGGCUCCAUUCCCCUCAGGCAGCUGGUGUACCGUGUCCACGCCCUGCCCCCCAGCCUGAUUCCUCUGGUGUGGGACUUUGGGCAGCUGAAUGACACUUCAGAAAAGCUCUACAUCCAGCAGAUUGUGCAGAGACUGGUGGACCACGUCAGGAUCAGCGAGGACGAGACUCGUGUGAUCACGGAAGUGCUCUCUGCCUCUCAGAGGUUCAUGAGGAACACUAAAAGUGAGUGCAGUUUCGUCAGCCUCCGGGACGUGGAGCGCUGUGUGAAGGUGUUUACGUGGUUUCAUGGCCGCAGCGAGAUGCUCUUGGAGAAGUUGAACACCUUUCUCUGCGAGUCCCGUGCCAGCAAAAAUAACUUCAGGAGAGACCCCGUCCUCUGGUCCCUGGUGCUGGCAGUGGGGGUCUGUUACCACGCCUCCCUAGAGGACAAGGAGUCCUACCGCAGAGCCAUUUGCAGGUCCUUUCCAGAACCAUAUGACGACGGCAGGGUCAUCCUGGACGAGAUCACACACGCACAGGAUCUUUUCCUGAGUGGGGUGCCUCUGAGGAAAACCAUAGCCAGGAACUUGGCUCUGAAGGAGAACGUCUUCAUGAUGAUCAUCUGCAUUGAGCUGAAGAUACCCCUCUUCCUGGUGGGAAAGCCUGGCACCUCCAAAUCUCUCGCCAAGACCAUCGUGGCAGAUGCCAUGCAGGGGCAGGCCGCGCACUCCGCUCUCUUCCGCAGCCUGAAGCAGGUCCACCUGGUGUCCUUCCAGUGUAGCCCCCACUGCACCCCACAGGGCAUCAUCAACACCUUCAAGCAGUGCGCUCGCUUCCAGCAGGGGAAGGACCUGCAGCAGUACGUGUCUGUGGUGGUGUUGGAUGAGGUCGGCUUGGCAGAAGAUUCCCCCAAAAUGCCCCUGAAGACUCUGCACCCCCUGCUGGAAGACGGGUGCAUUGAAGACGAUCCGGCCCCCCACAAAAAAGUUGGCUUCAUAGGUAUUUCCAACUGGGCCCUCGACCCUGCCAAGAUGAACCGGGGCAUCUUUGUGUCCCGCGGCAGCCCCAGUGAGAAGGAGCUCAUAGAGAGUGCCAGGGGGAUCUGCUCUUCAGACAGCCUGGUGCAGGACAGGGUCCGAGGGUACUUCGCUCCUUUUGCCAAGGCCUAUGAAACAGUGCGCAGCAGGCAGAACAAGGAAUUCUUUGGGCUUCGCGACUACUACAGCCUCAUCAAGAUGGUCUUCGCCACCGCCAGAGCAUCUAACAAGAAGCCUUCUCCACAGGAUAUUGCACAUGCAGUCCUUCGGAACUUCAGUGGCAAAGAUGACAUCCCCGCUUUGGACAUCUUCAUGGCCAGUUUACCUGAGGUCAGGUACGUAGGAGAGCUCAGGACCCUGGAGCUCAUCAAGCAGAACAUUUUUAGGGAUAUGAAGACGGCAGCAGUGGGGGAGCUGGAAGAAGCUGAAUCCCGCUACUUGCUUGUGCUGACCAAAAACUACAUGGCCCUGCAGAUCCUGCAGCAGUCAUUCUUCAGUGAGGACCAGCAGCCCGAGAUCAUCUUUGGUUCCAGUUUUCCCCGGGACCAGGAGUACACCCAGAUCUGCAGAAACAUCAACCGGGUGAAGAUCUGCAUGGAGACCGGCAAGAUGGUGGUGCUGCUGAACCUGCAGCACCUCUACGAGAGCCUGUACGACGCGCUCAACCAGUACUACGUCUACCUCGGGGGCCAGAAGUACGUGGACCUCGGGCUCGGCACCCAUCGCGUCAAGUGUCGGGUCCACCCCGACUUCCGCCUGAUCGUCAUCGAGGAGAAAAAUGUGGUGUACGAGCAGUUCCCCGUGCCCCUCAUUAACCGGCUGGAGAAGCACUACCUGGACCUCAGCUCGGUGCUGCAGGGGUGGCAGAAGAGCAUCGUGCAGGAGCUCACGCGGUGGGCAGAGCAGUUUGCUGACGUGAAGGCCCAUCAGUUCCUGGCUGGGCACAAGUACAGCCCUGCUGACGUCUUCAUCGGCUACCACUCCGACGCCUGUGCCUCUGUGGUGCUGCAAGCUGUGGAGAGGCAGGGCCCCGGGGACCUGACACAGGAGCUGUAUCACAGAGUAUCUGAGGAGGCCAAGCUGAUCCUGCUGGACUGUGCCACACCAGAUGCUGUGGUGCGGCUGAGCACCUCCACGCUGGGCUCAUUUGCUGCACAGACCCUGUCCCAGGAAUACUGGAACAAGCAGCAGCACCACUCCUUUGCAGAUUUCCUCCAGGCCCAACUUCACAAUGCGGACCUGGAGCGCCACGCCAUCUUCACAGAGGUCACCACCUUCUCCAGACUGCUGACGAGCCACGACUGCGAGGCCCUAGGGGCAGAGGUGAAGGGCUUGGCCCCGAAGCCUGUGAUCCUGUCACUGCAGCAGUUCGACACUGAGUACUCGUUCCUCAAGGAAGUCCGAAGCAGCUUAAUGAAGACAGCCAGACGUAAAAUCCUCAUUGCCCAGAUAGAUUUUGAUGAUGGAGCUCACAGUGCUCAACUCAUUGCAUCAGCUAAGUAUUCUGCUAUUAAUGAAAUCAACAAAAUACAAGGAACUCAGGGCUGCGUCUUCGUCUAUUUCAUCACAAAACUUUCCCGGAUGAGGAACAGGGCAUCCUACGUGGGAUUCCAUGGAGGGCUGUGGCAGUCUGUGCACAUUGAUGACCUCCGAAGGUCCACAGUCAUGGCUGCUGAUGUGACUAAGCUGCAGAGUGUCACCAUCAGCCAGCUGUUCCUGCCAGGAUGCAGCCCAAAGUUGAAAGGCAACCAGGAGGAGGUGAUGGAGGCAGAGAUCAGCAAGUCAGGGGAGGUAGCAGCAAUGGAAACGGAAAAGGAGGGUUCUGAGGAGAUGGAAUGGGACACCGCUGACCUGCGGGGCAGUGAUGCACAGGUCCUGGACACCACCAGACUACUGAGGAGCUGUGUGCAAAGUGCGGUGGGGAUGCUCAGGGACCAGGAAAGCUGCCUGCGCAACAUGAGGAGAGUCACCAUCCUCCUCAGCCUCUUGAAUGGGGACAGUGUGUGCAAUGCCGCGUUCUUGCGGAUAUCUAAGAUACGCCUCUCCAUCCUUCUAAAGAAGCAAGAAGAGAACCAGCUCUGCAGUCUGAAGGAGUGGGUGGGGCGAGAGGCUGCGAACCAGGAUGCACUCCAGGAGGCCGGCACCUUCAGGCAUACCCUUUGGAAGCGGGUCCAAGGCGCAGUCACCCCUCUGCUGGCCAGCAUGAUCUCUCUCAUCGACAGAGAUGGCAACCUGGAGCUUCUGAUCAGACGAGACUCACCAGCCUGGGCCCGGGACCUGUGGAUGUUUAUUUUUAGUAACACUAAGUUGCUGAACAUUCCGCUUGUGAUGAAUAACAUAAGAUCCAAGAGUGAGAUGUCCUCCAUCGUGGUGCAGAACUAUAUGAACCUUCCCGAGGGUGCUUGCAACAGUGUCCCCUUCAGCUGGAGAAUCAGGGACUAUGUGGAAGAGCUCUGGGUCCAGGCCCAGUACAUCAUGGAUGUAAAAGGACGGUCAGAUAAGUUAGUAGAAAUCUUCCAGCAGACUCCCCUGGGCAUGUUUCUUGCCAAGCUCCCUGGAGAGCAGCAGCAGGAGCUGGUUCAGUGCUACUUGAGGGACUUCUUGCUCUUCACCAUGAGAGUGUCCACCUGGGAGGAGCUGAAGUUUCUGCAGAUGGCGCUGUGGUGCUGUGUCUGUGAGCUGCGGGCAGCCUCAGGGAGGCCCGAGGAAGGGCUCUCCCUGCCGUGGGUGCACCUGGCCUAUCAGCAUUUCAAGACCCGGCUGCACAACUUCUCCAGAAUCUUGACCAUCCACCCGCAGGUUCUGCAGAGCCUCACUGAAGUUGUACAGAAGCACGACAUGGCUGGCAGUGAGAUGACAAUAGAUGUGUUGGCUGCAAUGGCCUGUGCUGAAAUGCUGAUAAGAGACACCCUGAAGCCGAGUCCCCAGGCCUGGCUGCAGCUGGUGAAGAAGCUGUCCAUACCGCUGGAGCUCGUCUGCUCGGAUGGGUACUUGCGAGGCAGUGGGAGCACAGCCAGAGCUGUCACUGUGGAGGUCAGAACCCAGUGGAGUCGUGUUUUCUCUAUUGCACUCUUUGUGGAACAUGUGCUCCUGGGGACCGAGAGCCAGAUUCCUGAGCUGGGCCAGCUGGUGACCAAGUUCGUCUUCUCACUAGACAAGUGUCUUCAGGAGAACUCUGACCUCAAGACCCACAGGCCCUUUGUGGCUGUGAUGGCCACUCUCUGUGAGUGCAAGGAGCAAGCCAGCAAGAGCCUGGCCAGGUUUGGAGUGCAGCCAUGCCUCAUCUGCCUGGGAGAUGCUCAGGAUCCUGUGUGUCUGCCCUGUGGCCAUGUGUACUGCCUGCCUUGCAUCAAGAUCUGGCUCGUCUCCAGGCACAUGACCUGCCCCUACUGUUUAACUGUCCUGCCAGAGGAGUUCUCUUUGACAGUUUCCCAAAAGCACAGGGUGGCCAUUGGGAAACACGCCCAGUUCCGGCAGAUGUGCAACAGUUUCUUCAUGGAUCUGGUUUCUACCAUGUGCUUCAAAGACGGUACCCCUCCUCAGAAGAGUGUGAUCGAUGAGCUGCUGUCUCUCCUCUUUGUGCGGAAGGAGCUUUUGAGAGAUGCUCCCCAACGAUACCGGGAACACACCAAGUCUCUCUCGCCAUUUGAUGAUGCUGUGGAUAAGACUCCUGUCGUCCGCUCUGUGGUGCUGAAGCUGCUCCUGAAGUACAGCUUCCAAGCAGUGAAAGAUUAUAUCCAGGCCUAUUUGUCCCUGUUAGAGAAGAAAGCGUUCAUCACUGAAGAUAAGACCGAACUCUACAUGCUCUUCAUCAACUGCCUAGAAGAUUCAAUUCAGGAGAAGACCAGUGCUUACUGCACAAGGAGUGAACUCGACUGCCUGAGGGAGGAAGGCCAUUUCCUACAGACCUGCUCCUCAGGGAGACAAGGCCAAGGACCUGCCACUGCCGCGUCUGUAGAGUUCCUGCAGGAGGUGGCCAGGACCCGCCUGUGUCUCGACAGAGCUUCUGACCUCCUCGUGGAGCUUCAGGAGGGAUCAGAGCUGGCUGAGGAACAGCAGGGCUACCUGCGGCACGUCCAGCAGUUCUGCACCCAGGCAGGGAACGACUGGCACCGCGUGUACCUGGUCCGGAGGCUCGCGAGCCUGCGUGGGAUGGAAUUUGUGCAGAGCCUCUCCAGGGAGGGCCAUCGGUGCCAGUGGGUGUUUCCCAAGGGAGUCAUUGCACAGCAGAAAGACCACCUGGGCCAGAUGGACCAAUACCUGGUGCAUGGGGACAAGUACAAGGCACUUCGUGACGCAGUGGGCAAAGCCAUGCUCGAGUGCAAGGCCUCCGGCCUCGAGGCUGCUCUCAUGGCCUGCAGGAGCCCCGGAGCUCAACAGGCCGUCUACCUGCUGCUGGCGCUGUUCCGAGAAGUGGCUGCUCUCCACUGCUCCCACAACUUGAACCUCCACCCUAAGCCGGAGCAAUGCGAGGCUGUGAGCAGGUUCAUUGAGGACAGCAAAAUCCUGUCUCCUCCGGGGGUCAGGCCUUUCGCAGCAUCCCUCGUGGCCAACACUCUGCCCUUGCUGAGCGCGAGCCCUGGUGCUGACAGCCUUGAAAGAACAGUGACAGAAAUGGCCAUUCACACUGCGGCUGUCCUUCUGUGUGGACAGAGCAAAGUCUUGGUGCCCCUGAGGAACUUGGCCUUCUCCCCAGCCAGCAUGGCGAAUGCUUUUCUUCCAACGAUGCCUGAAGACCUGCUGGCUCAAGCCCAGAAGUGGAAGGGUCUGGAAGGUGUCCACUGGUACACUUGUCCCAAAGGUCAUCCGUGUUCUGUAGGAGAGUGUGGCAAGCCGAUGGAGCAGAGCUUCUGUGUUGACUGUGGUGCUAAAAUAGGAGGUAUCAAUCACAGACCUCAUGCCGGCUUCCAAAGUAUCAGAGACAGCACAGACAGAACCAAGACUGGCCAUAUGCUGGGCCACCCGCAACCCAGAGAUGUCGUAGUAGUGUCUGACCGAGAGCUGUCCCCAGUCAUCUUCAUUCUCAUGCGCCUACUCACUCAUCUGGCUAUGCUUUUGGGAGCCACUCAAAAUCCCGAGGCUGUGAUAAACAUCAUCAAGCCUCCAGUGAGUGACCCUAAAGGAUUCCUGCAGCAGCACAUCCGGAGAGACUUGGAGCAGUUGACAAAGAUGCUGGGGAGGAGUGCCGACGAGACCACCUGCGUGGUCCACCUCAUGCUGCGCUGCCUUCUCAAAGAGCAGCACCCACUCCCUGACUGGAGACAUUUAAAUUUUGAUGCAAAAUUGUCAAAAAAAGGACAUAGAAACAAUUGGGAAAAGCAUGUCGAAGCUCUUCUUCUACCUGAACUGGAGCAUCUCGAUAAGACCCUGCUGACUGUGAGCACACUCAUCAGCCAGGAUGAGCGCAUCAGCUCGAGCCCUGUGGCCAAAAUCAUAUAUGGUGACCCAGCAAGCUUCUUGCCCCAGCUGCCCCAGAAAAGUGUGGCUCAUUGCUCAAAGAUUUGGAGCUGCAGGAAGAAGAUCACAGUGGAGUACCUCCAGCACGUUGUGGAGCAGAAGAACGGCAAGGAGGUGGUGCCCGUGCUCUGGCAGUUCCUGCAGAAGGAAGCAGAACUGAGACUGGUGAAAUUCUUACCUGAGAUUUUGGCCCUGCAAAGGGAUCUAGUGAAACAAUUCCAGAAUGUUCCAGAAGAUGAAUAUUCCUGUUCCAUCAGGAGUUUUAUUAGCAGUCACAGUUCAGAGGGGCUGAGGCAGCUAUUCCACAACAGGAUCACCACCUUCCUGUCCACGUGGAAUGCCCUGAGGCGGUCACUGGAGACCAAUGGUGAAAUCAAGUUACCUAAAGGCUACUACAACUCUGAGUUGGAUCUGGACACAGAUUUUAAGGUCAUCCUGCCCCGGCGUCGGGGCCUGGGCCUCUGCUCAACUGCAUUAGUCAGCUACUUGAUUAAUCUACAUAAUGAAAUCAUCUACAUGAUGGAGAAGUUCUCCAAGGAAAACAACAGCUAUUCCGUGGAUGCCUCAGAGGUCACUGACCUGCAUGUUGUCAGUUACGAAGUGGAGCGGGACCUGAUGCCUCUGAUUCUCUCCAACUGCCAGUAUCAAGUGGAGCAAGGUGGGGAGACCUCACAGGAAUUUGACCUGGAGAAGAUCCAGCGGCAGAUCAGCAGCCACUUCCUCCAGGGCAAGCCCCGGCUGACCCUCAAGGGGAUACCCACGCUGGUAUAUAGACAUGACUGGAACUUCGAACAUCUCUUUGUGGACAUCAAGAACAAAAUGGCACAGAGCCCCCUCCCCAACUCGGCCAUGGGUGACAUCAGUGGAGAGCUUCGGUCCUACAGCGAUGCCUGUGAAGCACUGUCUAUCAUAGAGGUCACUCUGGGCUUUCUAGGCACAGCUGGUGGGGAUCCAAAUAUGCACCUAAAUGUGUAUGUCCAAGACAUCCUGCGAAUGAGUGUCCAAACAACUCCGGUUUUAAAGGCUUUAAGCAGAUGUCAGUUAAAACAUGCUGUUGCCCUCUGGCAAUUCCUCUCUGCUCAUAAGUCGGAACAGCUACUGCGACUGAAGAAAGAUCCCUUUUGGGAAAUCAGUUCUAGGUACAAAGCAGACCUCAGCCCAGAAAUUGCUAAGCCCCUCAGAACCUUCCUGAAUCACACGGACCUAGAUGCUUUCCUCAUGGAGCUCCAUGAGCUGAUAGUGUUGAAACUAAGAAACACCCAGGCCCAGGAGAGCUUCAACCCUGAAUGGAGCCUGAGGGACACUCUGGUGAGUUACAUGGAAACCAAAGAGAGUGAAGUUCUUCCAGAAAUGGAAUCCCAGUUCCCAGAAGAGAUACUGCUGUCCAGCUGCGUCUCUGUAUGGAAAGUGGCAGUUGCAUGGAAACAGGACCGGCAAGCAAAAUAGGAUUCUCUACUCUGUCCCUUUAUGUGGUGGGGACAUAGCUCCCCUCCCCUCCACUGUGCCUCAGGGCAGCUGGAAAGACAGUGUUGGCAUAGCACUGAAUUCAAGGCCAGCAUGCACUGUGCCAGCUGAUGGAUUUUUUUUUUACUUUUUAUUGAUUUUACUUUUUUUUUAAAUACACAACAGUGGAGUGUAUUACAAUUCUUAUUACACAUAUAGAGCACAAAUUUUCAUACCUUUGUAUAAAGUGUGUUCAUGCCAUUUUAUGUCUAUACACAUGUACUUUUGUUGCACUACAAUUCUUAUUAUACAUAGUCACCACAUUUUUUUCAUAUCUCUGUUUGUAUAUAAAGUAGGUUGACACCCAA
Molecule: messenger RNA, 16396 nt
Organism: Ictidomys tridecemlineatus (thirteen-lined ground squirrel)
Lineage: Eukaryota; Metazoa; Chordata; Mammalia; Rodentia; Sciuridae
Source: RefSeq, a predicted model, not a curated record